AUGUCGUCACGGAAACACGCAACGCUCAGGAGGCAGCCAUGACAGCCUAGAACCUUCGUUGUAAAGGAGGUUUACUCGCUUUACAGGGAACAUGUGCGUUAAAAGAACGAUUGGAGGGGGAAACAGAAGUGUAACGGGCCGCACCAUUGAACAGUCUUGCUAGAGUUUCUGGCAAAUUCCAUGAAAUUGAUUACUUCGAGCAAGGCAUGAAGAGAAUCUCCCUGAGUUUAAACGCGUAGUAAACAGACUUUGUAUAAAACAGUAUUUUCUUAAUUGAUAUACACGUUCAGACAUAAAAAUGACGGUUACAAUAGACAUAUCUCCUAAACAGGAUGGAAAAAUAUUGAAAGAAAUUAUUAGGGAAGGUGUCGGAGAUGAAACUCCAUCAGCUGGAAGUAAUGUAACGGUACAUUAUGUUGGUACUUUAUUGGAUGGGACAAAGAUAGAUUCCAGUAGAGACCGUAAUGAACCGUUUAAGUUUGAGCUUAAAAAGAAAUCUGUCAUAAAAGUUUGGGACAUUGGAGUAGCCACAAUGAAAAAAGGUGAAAUUGCAGUAUUCACUUGUGAUCCUAAAUAUGGAUAUGGAGCAAAGGGUAGUCCACCUGAUAUUCCUCCAAAUGCAACUCUUAAAUUUGAAAUCGAAAUGCUUGAUUGGAAAGAUGAAGAUUUAAGUCCUGAGGAAGAUGGAAGCAUUGAGAGGUAUCAAAUUGUUGAAGGAAAACAUCAUAGCACUCCUCAGGAAGGAGUUUUGGUGAAUAUUCAUUUAACGGGAAUGUACAAUGGUAAAGUAUUUGAAGAUAGAGAUGUACAAUUCACGCUCGGAGAAGGCGAGGAAUAUGGUAUUGUGGAAGGCGUAGAAAAGGCAUUAGAAAAGUUUAAAAGUGGAGAAAAAUCAAGACUAAGAAUUAAAAGCAAAUAUGCAUUUAAAGAUGAACCUAAACCAGAGUUUAACAUUCCUCCAAAUGCAACUGUAGAAUAUAUAGUAGAACUGAAAAGCUUUGAAAAGAGUACAGAAAUGUGGACUUUAAAAAAUGAAGAACUUAUAGAGCAAGCUAAGAUUUUUAAAGAAAAAGGAACGAAUUACUUCAAAGCAAACAAAUAUUCUUUAGCUAGUAACAUGUAUCGGAAAUCUGCUUCAUUUAUGACGUUUGAAGGCAACUUUAAAGGCGACCUUAAAACGGAAAGAGAUAAUCUUCUUCUGUCUGCAAAUUUAAAUCUUGCUCUAUGUUAUUUAAAACUAGACCGCAAUGUUGAGGCAAAAGAUGUAUGUAAUAAAGCUUUGGAAUUGAGUCCACAAAAUGAGAAGGCACUGUUCAGAAGAGGACAAGCUUAUCUUGCAUUAGCAUCACCUGAAAUUGCAAUUAAAGAUUUUCAGACAGUAUUAGAGAUAGAACCAAAAAAUACAGCAGCUUCCAAACAAAUUGCAAUUUGUAAAGAUCUUAUUAAGAAGCAAUUAGAGAAAGAGAAAAAUUUAUAUGUAAAUAUGUUCGACAAAUUUGCUCAGGAGGAUAAACAGAAGGAAGAGGAGAAACUACGAGAUCAAUCAGAUGUGAUGAAUGUAACAUUGGGUGAAUGGGGGCAAGAAGAACGACCUGGUGGCAGAGAUGCAACUGCUUUUGAAAAAGAGAAUCCUAAUAUACUUAUGCUCAAUGCCAAUGGUACCGGCGAAUUUCAAGACAUGUAAAACGUUCUUUUCUCUCUUCACACUGCCCCCAUUUUUAACUGCCAGGAGUUAAAAAUUUUGCCAGUCAUUGUUUUUUAUGCCUUUCAAAUGUUAUACUGCUUUAAUAAUAUGAUUCAUGUGGCAUAUUCAUUAAAUUCGCAAAUAUUUUGUGGCUCAUGAUACAACCUAGUCAUCAAAUUUCAUAUUCAGUGUGCGUCACAAAUUUUAUUGAAUGUAUCAGCAUCUCGAUUACAACUUACAUGAAACAAAACCAGUUAUAAGAAUAACAGUAAGAUUUAUGUAUAGUGUAAGUUUAUUUUGUAACUUCGGUUAACACAAUUGGUAUUGAUUAAAAAAUGUAUGUUUAAAAUUAUAAUCUUUUUUAUUAAUAAAUAUCACUGUACAUAAUUUAA
Nomia melanderi (Alkali bee) is the source of this 2076-nucleotide messenger RNA. It is a transcript of the gene Fkbp59, whose product is annotated as FK506-binding protein 59kD. Lineage: Eukaryota; Metazoa; Arthropoda; Insecta; Hymenoptera; Halictidae. Gene Ontology annotation, molecular function: protein binding; peptidyl-prolyl cis-trans isomerase activity. The record is from RefSeq and is a predicted model, not a curated record.